CUGCCACAUAUUUCUUCAUCUGCUCCCCUUUUCUCCUUCCUUAGCUCUACUUCUUCAUUUCCUAAAGCCUACCUCUUCUCUCUCUUUCUCUGUGUUUUCUUCUCUUUGAUACUACCCCUCCUUUAUUUCCUCUGUCACUUUUCUUUCUCCCAUUUCUAUCUACAGGCCAUAUAUAUACCUCUACUUACUAUAAAAACUCUUACCAAAACCACUUUCAUAGCCCCAAAUACUGAUUUCCUGGCAACAACUUAGCCCCAAAUCAGAUCUGAUAUCCUUCUCCUUCUGGACCUUUUUUUCCAAGGGGGUUCUAUAUUCACUGGGCUAAGAGGAGAAAUAGGAAACGUUGGUUUUUGGAGAGAUAUAGAAAGUGAGAAGGCACAGUUGGAUUCUCCGAAAUCUUCGUGAGCGUUAUGUUUAUUUCGUUUGGUUUACUAUGAUUUUGGUCUCUGUCAAAAGCCGUAUCAAAUUUGUCAACCCUAUCUUUCUUGGUAUUGUAAUUUUUAUUUUAUUUUUUUAAUUUUUAAUUUUUUUUUUUAACGUAGGAAACAGAUAGGCUUAAGAGUUGAAAACCCCUUUUUUCCAUGACCUAAGUCAGCGUUUGCCUCUUUGUUAAAUUCCAUAUUUCUCUUUUUCUCAGACCACUGCCAGAGAAUCUAGGAAACAAACACAAACACAAAACACAAACCCUUCUAUCCCCUGUAUAUAAGGAUUCCCCUGAAAGACAAAGUACUGUCCACCUUUCUUCUGGGUGAAAGGUAGAGUACCUGUACUAUUCAAAAGCUAUAUAUACACACACACACAUACUGCUUGGGAAGUGUUUGUGGGUCGUGAAAUAUGCCUGCCGGGAUUAUGAUUCCGGCGAGCAACAUGCCGUCUAUGAUCGGAAGAAACGGGUUUGGAUCAUCCUCUGGACUUACCCUUGGUCAGAUUGAAAAACCAUAAGCCUUCGGAAUCUUAAAGAUCUGUAGAUAUGUUCCAGCCUAACAUGAUGGAUGGUCAGCUCCACCAGCUAGACAUGGCUCAAAACACAUCCGAGAGUGAUUUAGCCCGAAUUCGAGACGAUGAAUUUGACAGUGCUACUAAAUCUGGUAGCGAAAACCAUGAAGGUGCCUCCGGUGACGACCAAGAUCCACGGCCCAACAAAAAGAAGCGCUACCACCGCCACACUCAGCACCAGAUCCAGGAAAUGGAAGCAUUCUUUAAGGAGUGUCCACAUCCAGAUGACAAGCAAAGGAAAGAACUAAGCCGUGAAUUAGGGUUGGAGCCAUUGCAAGUCAAAUUUUGGUUCCAAAACAAGCGCACCCAAAUGAAGACCCAACAUGAGCGUCAUGAAAAUACAAAUCUGAGAACUGAGAACGAAAAGCUUCGGGCCGAUAACAUGAGGUACAGAGAAGCUCUUAGCAAUGCCUCAUGUCCCAAUUGUGGUGGUCCAACUGCAAUAGGAGAGAUGUCCUUUGAUGAACAUCAUUUGAGACUCGAAAAUUCCCGAUUAAGAGAAGAGAUUGAUAGGAUUUCAGCAAUUGCUGCAAAGUAUGUUGGCAAGCCAGUUGUGAACUACCCUCUUCUUUCUCCACCGGUCCCAACCCGGCCACUAGACCUUGGAGUUGGGAGUUUUGGUGGGCAGCCAGGCAUUGGAGGAGAGAUGUAUGGUGCUGGAGACCUUCUUAGGACGAUCAAUGCACCAACCGAAGCUGAUAAACCUAUGAUCAUUGAGCUUGCGGUUGCAGCAAUGGAGGAACUAAUCAGAAUGGCUCAAAUGGGGGAACCCUUAUGGAUGACAAAUCUUGAUGGCACCUCAAUGAUAAAUGAGGAUGAAUAUAUUAGGACAUUUCCUCGUGGGAUUGGACCAAGACCAUCCGGCUUCAAAUGCGAAGCUUCACGAGAAACUGCUGUUGUCAUCAUGAACCACAUCAACCUUGUUGAGAUUCUAAUGGAUGUGAGUCAGUGGUCUACUGUGUUUUCUGGGAUUGUCUCAAGAGCUAUGACUCUGGAAGUAUUAUCAACUGGAGUGGCAGGAAAUUAUAAUGGUGCACUGCAAGUGAUGACAGCAGAAUUCCAAGUUCCCUCACCCCUCGUUCCAACUCGGGAGAGUUAUUAUGUGAGGUACUGUAAACAGCAUGCUGAUGGUACUUGGGCAGUGGUUGAUGUUUCCUUGGAUAAUUUGCGCCCUAGUCCGGCAGUGAGGUGCCGAAGAAGGCCUUCUGGUUGUUUGAUUCAAGAAAUGCCCAAUGGAUAUUCAAAGGUUACAUGGGUUGAGCAUAUAGAAGUUGAUGAUAGAGGUGUUCACAAUCUAUACAAGCAGCUUGUUAGCUCAGGUAAUGCAUUCGGUGCAAAACGUUGGGUAGCAACCCUAGACCGACAAUGUGAGCGUCUUGCAAGCGCCAUGGCAACAAGCAUUCCCACCGGUGAUAUUGGAGUCAUAACAAAUCAAGAAGGAAGAAAGAGUAUGUUGAAACUGGCUGAGAGAAUGGUGAUAAGCUUUUGUGCUGGAGUGAGUGCCUCUACUGCACACACAUGGACGACAUUGUCUGGAACUGGGGCAGAUGAUGUAAGGGUCAUGACCCGAAAAAGCAUAGAUGAUCCAGGCAGACCUCCUGGCAUUGUGCUAAGUGCUGCUACUUCCUUCUGGCUUCCUGUUCCACCAAAAAGAGUUUUUGAUUUUCUCCGUGAUGAGAACUCUCGAAGCGAGUGGGACAUUCUUUCAAAUGGUGGAGUUGUACAAGAAAUGGCACAUAUUGCUAAUGGCAGGGAAACAGGCAACUGCGUAUCUCUACUUCGAGUGAAUAGUGCAAAUUCAAGCCAGAGCAACAUGUUGAUAUUACAAGAGAGUUGCACUGACCCAACAGCCUCUUUCGUGAUUUAUGCACCAGUUGAUAUUGUUGCAAUGAAUUUAGUACUAAACGGUGGAGAUCCAGAUUAUGUGGCACUACUUCCUUCAGGAUUUGCUAUUCUCCCUGAUGGAACAAUGGCUCAUGAAGGAGGCAUUGGUGAGGCUACUACAUCUGGAGGAUCUCUCCUCACUGUUGCUUUUCAGAUUUUGGUUGAUUCAGUUCCUACAGCAAAACUUUCUCUUGGGUCAGUUGCAACUGUUAACAACCUUAUUGCUUGCACCGUUGAGAGGAUUAAGGCUUCUUUGUCUUGCGAGAACGCAUGAUCUACAAACCCUAAAUUCAAGUGAUUAACAGAAGCAAGAAAAGGAAAGGAAAUUAAGAGAAACAAAUUAAGGUGAUGAAGAAUUUCUUCUUUAUACAAGAUGGGCAGAAGUCAAGAGCGCACCUUACAUGAUCCUUUCUAAGCAGUUUACAAAAGCUUAAGCGCAAGGAUUAGGGGUUCGGGUAUUGACUUCUUCAAACAAUUUAAAGAGCUAAAAAAGCUUAACACCUUAUUAUUAUGAAUAGGGUUGAACUUUCUUUUACCUUUUCUUAACUUGGUAGUUAGGGUUAGGGUUUUGCAUGAGUGAAAGCUUAUAAAGUGCUUCACUUAUUUCCUUCUUUGUUUGUUGUUCGGUCGUGUGUUUUUGAAACACCAGUGGGUGAAGAACCUCACACCUACUAGCAAAUUUUUCUUUUAUUUUCUUUUUUGUUUACAAUUUUAAGAUCUUUUGAAGUGGAUAUUGCUUCCGUAGAUUAUUA
Messenger RNA from Quercus robur (English oak), 3632 nucleotides. RefSeq names its product homeobox-leucine zipper protein HDG2. Bases 971 to 3154 code for a protein of 727 amino acids. Gene Ontology annotation, biological process: regulation of DNA-templated transcription. Lineage: Eukaryota; Viridiplantae; Streptophyta; Magnoliopsida; Fagales; Fagaceae. The transcript has 13 exons. The record is from RefSeq and is a predicted model, not a curated record. Gene Ontology annotation, molecular function: DNA binding; lipid binding; DNA-binding transcription factor activity, RNA polymerase II-specific.